AUGACACGUGUAAUUCUCUGCACCGGGAUUGGCCCGGGGUCAGCUGGUGCCAUUGAGCGGCUGCCUUUCGGUGACAGGAGGAGCGGAAACCUCCAGUCCGACGAGAUGAAGGCGCUCUACUUCCUCGUCCUCUUCCUCGGCAGCAGCGCCGCUGAAAUUUAUUGUCAAGAUUACCACACAGACAUAAGUGUUAUCGGCUGCUCCGACACGGACGCCGAAGUGUUCAACGCUCUGGACGGCGAGGACGUCUGGUAUGCGGACUUCAGCGCCAAGAGGAUCGUGGAGCCUCAGCCCAACUUUGUGGAGCACAUGAGCGUUGAAAAAGGCACUUAUCAGGUGGCUGAGAGCGCCGUCGUGACGUGCAGAGUAAACCUCAACGUCACCCGGCGGGCGCUGAGCGAUCAACCGCGACGAUAUGAUCGUCCCGCUCAUCCCGUGGUCUACCCGAGAGACGAAGAGCUGGCGGGAGAGAAAAACACGCUCGUCUGCCACGUCAGCGGCUUCUAUCCGGCGCCCGUCAAAGUCCGCUGGGCCAAGAACGGCGGGGACGCGGCGGCCCCGGGCCGCGGCUCCUGCGCCCCCUACCCGGACGAUGACGGUACUUUCCACCAGACGUUCCGACUGGACUACGUCCCCGCCCAGGGGGACAUCUACUCCUGCGUGGUGGAACACCCGGCGCUGGAGCAGCCGCGCUCUGGCUCCUGGGAGGUGAAUGUGAAACGGACCGGACCCGGACCCACCAUCUUCUGCGCACUCGGACUGACGGCGGGACUCGUCGGCGUGGCUGCCGGAACGUUCUUCCUCAUCAAAGGAAACAACUGCAGCUGAUCGGCUGACCGCCGCUGAUGAUGAUGCCGUCGCUUUUUUUUUUUUUUUUUUUUGCCUGCUUAAAUAAAUACAACAGUGAACCCCUGUCUAUGGUGGAUGAUGGAUGGAAAUUGAUAUCCCAAAAUGUACAUCGAAACAAAGUACCAACCUAACCUGCCAUAAACUGGCUUGCGGAAUUGAGUACGUAUACCGUAAAAAGCCACAAAAACCGUUGCACUUUGCGGGGGGGUUCACUUGGCGUUCCGCUCACCAGUGAUUCCGCCUGCUUGUUUGCAAACUUUUUAGCUACUCUCAGAUGGCAAUAAAGAAAAAGAUCUUCCUCUUAUUUUUGUCAUGCUU
Syngnathoides biaculeatus (alligator pipefish) is the source of this 1167-nucleotide messenger RNA. RefSeq names its product H-2 class II histocompatibility antigen, A-U alpha chain-like. Gene Ontology annotation, cellular component: MHC class II protein complex; membrane. Gene Ontology annotation, molecular function: MHC class II protein complex binding. The record is from RefSeq and is a predicted model, not a curated record. NCBI's taxonomy places the organism in Eukaryota, Metazoa, Chordata, Actinopteri, Syngnathiformes, Syngnathidae. The coding region runs from base 1 to 828 and encodes 275 amino acids. Gene Ontology annotation, biological process: peptide antigen assembly with MHC class II protein complex; antigen processing and presentation of exogenous peptide antigen via MHC class II; immunoglobulin production involved in immunoglobulin-mediated immune response. The transcript is spliced from 4 exons.